Messenger RNA from Octopus bimaculoides (California two-spot octopus), 1051 nucleotides. RefSeq lists its product as uncharacterized. The record is from RefSeq and is a predicted model, not a curated record. Lineage: Eukaryota; Metazoa; Mollusca; Cephalopoda; Octopoda; Octopodidae.
CCAUGUCUAUGUUGAACUAUUCUUUAAUGUUUCAUGAUUACUGUGGUCCAGUUAAUCCUGAAUCAGUCUCAGCAUUUACACACAAGUCAGUGCAGACUGUACAGGAAAUUGGUACCAAGGAAAUAGGAAUACAAUGUGAUCCUGCCAAUAAACCUAUUUCUACAAAUAGCAGUACUCAGACGUUGGAAAGUAAGAUGGUGGAUUGUGAAACGCAAGCAAAAAUACCUGUGCUUACAUAUGAAGAUGUGCAAAUGAUAAUCAGAAGCUUCUCUUUUACACGAGAAUACCAAAUUCUAUGACUUUUGAUUGUCUUUUUGAUGAAAUUAAAGAUGAUGCAGCAAGUGAAACUGCCAGACAUGGUGCAUCUACAGAGCAAAGGAGACCCAGACAGUUUCGAUUAAUUGAUGAAUUUUUUCUUGUACUUAUGAGAUUGCGACUUGGGCUGCUAUUAGAGGAUUUAGCAUAUCGCUUUUGCAUUAGCACAACUACAUGUGGCAUAAUAUUUAAUAAGUGGAUUGAUUACUUAGAUGUCCAGUUAUCAUUUCUGGUAAUGUGGCCAUCAAGAAAAGCAGUGAAUGACCAUAUGCCACCAUCAUUCCGUGCAAAGUAUCCAACUUGUCGAGUUAUAGUUGAUUGUACAGAAAUACAAACUGAGACUCCUUCUUCUCUGCAAAGCAAAUCAUUGAUGUACAGUGAUUAUAAAUCACAUAUGACAUGGAAGGGCUUAAUAGGUAUCAGUCCAGCAAAGUUCUUGUCAACGUUGGCAGCUCGCCUCACCAGGGUGUCAAGUGAUACCCGUAAGGACGCUUGGCUUUCCCAACAUCCUUAGCCUCACCAUCGCCCGUAGUAAUGCUGGCUGGCUUGCUUCAGUAGGUUUCGUUAAACCUUGUGGUGUGCGACGAGUUGCUGUAAUAAAAACAAAUUCCCCACUAAUAGUUUCAAUGCUGUUUUAACAGAAAGAUUUGGAAGAGUUAAAUGAAAGUUCUCCUGUAAUUUUCUUUCAUGUAAAUAAAUAUCUAUGUUAAUUUUAAAAUUUGCCAGUAAAAUCUUA